AUGAGUGAAGCGACAUGUUAUGAAGCCGAGCAGACCCUUUCCGCCUACACCUGGUUGUUUAUGAUGAGUUCGGGCCUUCUGAAUUUCUGUACCAUUCUGGUUUUGCUUUUGGCCCUCUACUUUCUGAUCAAGAUACCCAAGUUGGGAAAGGAGUUCAAGGAAAUGUAAGUUCUUACUAACACACUAGUUUUGUUUUUUAUCCAAAAAUACAGUAUCCUUUUUAUUACUUUCGCCAAUCAUCCUUUCCGAUCAAUUGUAUAAUUUUUGUUUUUUACAUCGUAUAACUUGUUAUUCUAAGCCUUUCAGAACUGUUGCCUUAUGCCUCGCGGCGAUGAGAAAUGGGAUCGGAACCAGUGCGAAGACGGCUCUUUUCACCCAGGCCCAAUCCAAACCCGAACUGGCCAAACUCUUCAAGUACGACGGUCCCGCUGCAGCCCCGGCCCAAGAUCCCCCUCAAAAUCUAUGA
This is a messenger RNA of Bursaphelenchus xylophilus (pine wood nematode), 466 nucleotides long. The record is from the annotation of a GenBank genome assembly. Lineage: Eukaryota; Metazoa; Nematoda; Chromadorea; Rhabditida; Aphelenchoididae.